AUGAGUGAGCGUAAUGCUCAAGAUGCAAAUAAUGACUGUGUAAACAAUAAUGAUUAUACUAAAAACACAAUUCAAAAUACUGAGAAUGUGAGAAAGAGAAAAAGCAAAAUGCAAUGCGAACAAAUAGCUAAACAACAAAAAAACAAUUAUUGGGCAAUUCUUGAUAAUGAUACAAACUGUGAUCAAGAAUGUUUAAAGAUAUUUGAAAAACAUGUGCAAGAGCACGAACAACCAACAACAUCUUCACGUGCUAUCUCAAACAAUACUACAAGUAAUGAAAAUAACAAUGACAAAGAAAACACAAAUAAUAAUAACCAAUUUAAUAACCAUUUUGAACGGAAACUCAGAGCCCUAGAUCACAAAAAUUCAUCAAAUAUGUUCAGUGAGGUUAGAAAACAAUUUAAAACUAAUAACUCUGACAUAAAUAUAAUUAAAAUUGCUCCAGAGAAUGAAGUGUGGAUAAGAAAUGCUGGGAUUAAUCCUGAAGAUUUAGAAAGAGAAAAUGAUAGUAAUAAAUUUAUUGUAAAAGAUGAUGAACAAAAAUUAAAUAUAAUUGGUAUCUUUUUGGAAAAAAUUCACUCGUACAAGGAAAUUGAUGAAGGAAAUAGUUUACAGGUUGAAAUUGAUAAUUGUUUCUCCAGAUUUUUGGAAAAUAAAACUGAAUAUGAAUACAAUAAAUCAACUUUAACUACAUUUAGCUUCCACAAAAAGUCCAAUGAAUUGAAUGAAGAUUUUUUUACAAGUAAAGAUAUACUCAUUUACACUUUCAAACAUUUAAGGAAAAAGCUAUCAUCAGAGGAGAUCAUUUAUGAAUACUGCACUCUCUUUAAUAAUAUACUUAACAAUUCAUAUUUCCCUGUGGCAUGGAGAACGGCUAAAGUGGUAGUAUUACCAAAGAAAGAUAAAGACAAUAGUGACCCCAAAAAUUUAAGGGCAAUAAAACAAACUAAACAAUGA
This is a messenger RNA of Calliphora vicina (urban bluebottle blowfly), 957 nucleotides long. Its product is annotated as probable serine/threonine-protein kinase DDB_G0282963. Lineage: Eukaryota; Metazoa; Arthropoda; Insecta; Diptera; Calliphoridae. Bases 1 to 957 code for a protein of 318 amino acids. The record is from RefSeq and is a predicted model, not a curated record. The transcript has 4 exons.